Orbicella faveolata is the source of this 3580-nucleotide messenger RNA. RefSeq lists its product as uncharacterized. Lineage: Eukaryota; Metazoa; Cnidaria; Anthozoa; Scleractinia; Merulinidae. The record is from RefSeq and is a predicted model, not a curated record.
UCGUGGCAGGGUGUUCUUCAAUUACUUGUAAUUCAAGUAAGUUUUUCGCUUGGAUUACUAUAUUUCCAAAACCCUUUUGACCUUCUUAAAUAAGUUUUAUUUUUCGUGAAAGAUGUCGGGUGGCCCAACCCACCCAGGUUGGUUCCUAAGUACAUAUGUUUGGUUAAUUCGGACGCCAAUUUUCAAAAUUUGCAAACACAGAGCAGGGCAGGUGCAGAUAUCGAUUUCAUUCACAGUUGAUUUAUUGUCAGACAGCUUUUGUGGUAAAAAACAAAAAACAAUAGAUGUACAGUUCAUUAUCGUACAAUAUACUCCAGGUCGACAAAACAACAAACGCUCAUCAAGCGUGUACGCACGCGCGCGCGCAAGCCAGUGUAAACUGGGUUCGACAUGUGACUUGAAGACACAUAUAAGCUGAAAAUCUAGUGCCUUCCAGGAACUGUGGGCACGGAGGGAAAAAGCGUUAUUCUUCGGUUCUGUGCUAGCAGGAGAUGAUAUCUUAUGGCGUCUUCUUGUUUAUCCUUGUUUCUUCAAGGAAAUCUUUUAGAAAGUCAAACUUGACGUUGACAAUGUAAUGAGCUUAGUGCAGCCUAAGGGAUCAUGGAGUCAUCCACUCAAGAGAUAUCAGCUGCUGCCCCUCGUGAGCUGGACUUGUUUGGAGAAGAAGCUCUGGAAGAGAUAUUUGAAUCCAUUGAAAGUCUUCGAGCACAAAUUGACCAGCUACAAAUACAUUGUGAAAAGCUAUCCACAGAAAAGACUAAAGUUGAUCAGAUGUUAGUUGAUAAAGAAAAGGAAUGCCAUGCAAUGAAAGAGCAACUUCAAGAAGACAUCAAUAAUCUGAGGAAAUUGAAUUUACAGUUGCUAUCUUCUCAGAAGACAUCUCAGAAAGAUGCCUCAGAUUUGAGUACUUCAGCAAGCUUAUUGAAGGAGAUCUUUGACUCUGAAGAAGUUUAUCAUAAAAAAUUAGAAGCUGAAGCCAAGGUGGAUGCACUACAGUUAACGUUACUGGAAAAGGAUAAAUACAUAUCAAGUUUAGAAUGGCAGUUAGUUGAUUCUGAGGCCACCAUUACAUCAGUGCAAGCAGAGAGAGAUCGUCUUGCUCUAGAACUUGACUGUGCUUUAGCUCGAGAACAAGAUUCAGAUCUCCAGGCACUUGGAGCUGUUGGAGACAUAUCAGGCUACAGUGAUCCUUUAGAGCAUGCCAAUUAUGGUUUGGUGGAGUCAGGAUAUGUGGACGACAUGCCUGUUAGACGCGUCAGGAAGCAGCCUCGAAGACACCUCAGUGACUUGACUACUCGCGGGAACUCAUAUUUUGAUGAUUUUGGUGCAAUCUUGGCUGGGCACAUAAGCCUCUCUGACUAUGACGUUCCAACAUUAGCAGAAAAAGAAUCUCGUGGACUUGGUAAUCUUAAAAGAGCAACUAACUUCAGCAAUAUUAAUAACCUAGAUGAAUUUGAGAAGUUUGAUAAAAGGCCACCUCUGUCUCCUAAAGUACCGGGUUGGGAGAGUUUUGAUGACUCAGAAGCAGGGCUGUCACCUGUGUUAAACAAAGACAAAUGGCAUGGGUUUAGUGAUGUGAGUAACAUCGAAGGAGAUGAAGGCAAUGAACCAAAUGCUGAUAACGAAGAUAUGUGGACAUUUACUCCUGAUAGUAUCCUGAAUGUGUCUACUGGGGAAGAGUUGUGUAGCUUAACUACAGAGCCAAGCAACAUUCGGAGGUUUUCAAAAGGCAGUAGUACAGUUCCUGAGAAAGACAUACUUGACGACGGCAGCACUGCAGGUCAGCAAGUGGUCAGUGGAAUAUUGCCUGUUCAAAGAAGAGAGUCUCUGCCAGCUGAGAAGGCAAAUGUUGAGGUUACUUUAGUUGGGCAUCAGAAAACACCAAGUGAACCUAUAGACACUAAGGACUCCUGUAAUAAUGACAAGCAGAUGGCCACUGAUAUCAAAAAUAUGUCCAAUAAGAGACUUGAGGAAUAUCACAAGUGGAAAGUGUCCGGUUGCAAGGGUGAUCCACCAGCCAAACUCAAAAUAUCACAGUGCUGACCAAAGGAUGCUAACAGUGAAUUACAUACUAGUAAUUUUUGAAAGAGCUCGAUACAAACAUGACAAUAAAAUAAUGUACAAGGUACCAAUUUCAUUGCAUUACAGAGCUUAGUUGCAUAUUUCAGUACAAGAGGGGUUCAAUUGAUUGAUAAAUUAAUUAAUUAAUAUGUUAAACCACGGUUUAUAUGUUUUACAAGGCUAUGAGCCUGUAAAUUGACAAGCUGUUUGUAACUGUUAAAGUAUGUAGUAUGUUAAACUUUACAACAGUGCAUGAGUAAACAAUGCUACGUUACCUUAAAAUUUAUUUCUGUAAUCUCUGCAGACUCUCUCUUUCUCGCCAUUUUGUUAUAUUGAUGAGCAAAGGGAAAGGCAUGCAACCCUUGUUUUGCAAUGCUAUUCUAAACAGUUUUUUAAUAGCUUGUGUUUAAUUAGAGCAGUUUUCAAUUGGCGGUCAUAAACUCAAAACCAAAGGAAUUACUCUGGCCAAUCACAAACGACACGGACAAUACAGUCAACCAAUCAACUUGAAGUAAUUACAUGUAGCCGACGCCAAGCGCGGGAAAACAUGUGCGAGUGAGUCACGAGUGGUUGUGGUUUUGCUUCUGAUUGGAUAAAAACGUGGCGCGAGUUUCCUUAAGCCAAUCAAGUAGCAAAGAAAGUGCAAAACCAAUUUCUUUCCACCACUAAAAUGAAAACAGUUCUAAUGCAAAGAAAUUAAUAUUUAAGAAAUUCUAGGUUUAAGAAAUUCUAGAUCAAUUGCGAGUACAUGACAUCAGUUGAUCUCUAAAACAGCUGUUGUGAACUAUAAGUAAAAUUAAUAUAUAUCGUUCUAAAAGAAAUGAAUCCUUACAGUGUUGAUGAGAUGAAUGCCAUGUUCAAAAUCCCUAGUCUGGUUUGUCUGGUUGUGUUAAGAAAUUAAAUUAUCCUCGAAUCAUUGCAUGCUUUCAAUACAGCGCUUAUAAAAAACACAGACAGACAUCUUCUAUUGAAUAGAUGUACUGCAUUUUCUAGCUGUUGGUUACAUCUGUAACCACAGGGAAUGUCUGUCAGGACAACUACGUGUGAAGUGAAAUGGUUUGGGGAGAAAAUGAGUUGUCACGUGUGCUUAUUAAAUAAGGGUGGUGUGAAACUGACAUGAAUUUAGCCAUUGUAAUGGACAAGUUCAUUGAUGAGAUGGUUUCCUGUGCAUUCAGAUUGAAGGUAGAAACGUUCGGCAGGAGAACAGUCUGUUGGAUGUUUGUUUUUUGUCAAGUCUUGCUUUAAUCCUCUUCUGAAAAAUGAAGUUGCUAUAAGACAUUGUAAGUUGUGUUUCUAUCCUUAAGUAUGAGCAGCAGUUUACUAUAGGCAUUUAUCAUUUCAUUUAAAAAAUGGACAUUGCUAAGAUGCAGUCUUAAAAACGGGGCAAGUGGAGUCGAAAAUUAAAUUUAAAAUGUGUAUAUAGUAAGAUAGAAAUGCUAUUUAUUUAAUAUUAUUUAUUAUUGUAAUAAGUUUAAACAAGUGUUUUGUGUGUUGAGUGAUUAAAAAAUUAAACAAACUA